This is a messenger RNA of Microthlaspi erraticum, 1296 nucleotides long. The record is from the annotation of a GenBank genome assembly. Lineage: Eukaryota; Viridiplantae; Streptophyta; Magnoliopsida; Brassicales; Brassicaceae.
AUGCCUACUUUCUCUGCGAUUGCUUUGGAUAGAAUGCUAGAGCCAGGGGCUUCCUCAUCUGUAGAAUCUGCACCAACCACGAAAUCGUUUUAUUCAAAGCCACCGAUAUCGAAACUGGAGAAAGGUAAAGGUAAAUUACCUAACGAGAGGACACUCACUCGUCCGCAGAUAUCACCGGCUCUGUACGCCACUCCUGAUGCUAUUCGGCUCCCCAAUUCGCCAUCUUCUUUCCCACCAUCGCCCUAUAUCAUCAACCACAAGUCACGCGGUCCUCGUCUUUUGAAAAGCUCUUCUGAGGCUGAUGUGGCUUCUCAACAGAAGACCAUGGAUGAUGAAACCGUUAAUGGUGAUGCAGACGUUAAGGCUUCACCUCGGAGGAAGUCCACCUCGUUCUCCUUUCCUACAAGUGAGGCUGCUGAAGUUGGAAACUUUGAUUUUGAUGGGAUUGUUGAUGGUCCUGUUGAGCAAUGGAGUCCGCUUAACGGGAAAUUUGGGAAUGGAGAGUCGGAGCUGGAUGAUGGCGCCAAUGGUUUAGAACGGGAAAAUGAUCUGCCGGAGCCUGUUACGGCCAGAGCAGACAAGGAGAGUGAGUCUGAAGAUUUCUAUGACCCAGGUGAAUCAGCAAGCUACACAAGUGAUGCAGGAGAGGAAGGUUCACAAAGACUUGCUGCUACACCUGUGGGAGAGUUUUAUGAUGCUUGGGAUGAACUAUCAACCGACAGUGGAAUGCAGAGUUCAGUUAACAACAUCGAAUCUGAACUAAGGGAGAUAAGGCUGAGCUUACUAACGGAAAUGGAGAAGAGAAAACAAACAGAGGAGGCUCUGGAGCAGAUGCAAAUUCACUGGCAGAGACUCCGUGAGCAGUUGGCCCAGGUGGGUCUGUUCGUUCCUCUCGAUCCAACAACCUCCACCAACAACAUGAACUUAUCAGAAGAACUACGCUGCCAACUCGAGGUUGCUAGGUUUGUCUCCGACUCUCUAGGCAGAGGUAUGGCCAAGGCGGAGGCAGAGAUGGAGAUGGAAUCGAUGCUGGAAACGAAGAACUUUGAAAUCACACGAUUGUCUGACCGUCUUCACUACUACGAGGCCGUGAACAGAGAAAUGUCCCAACGAAACCAAGAGGCCAUAGAGGUGGCGCGACGAGAGAGGCAGAAGAGAAAGAAGAGGCAGAGAUGGAUUUGGGGAACAAUUGCAGCAACCAUUACUCUUGGAAGCGCGGCUUUGGCAUGGUCUUACAUCCCUGCAUCGAAACCAUCAUCAUCAUCCGAAGUAUCACAGACUCUUAAGGAUGAUUAA